Messenger RNA from Chanos chanos (milkfish), 2120 nucleotides. RefSeq names its product tripartite motif-containing protein 35-like. The transcript is spliced from 6 exons. NCBI's taxonomy places the organism in Eukaryota, Metazoa, Chordata, Actinopteri, Gonorynchiformes, Chanidae. The record is from RefSeq and is a predicted model, not a curated record. Gene Ontology annotation, molecular function: protein binding; zinc ion binding. Bases 295 to 1797 code for a protein of 500 amino acids.
CAAUACCAGAGGGAGUGGAAGCUUGCUCUCUGACUUUUCUCUCUCUCUUCAGAACUUUCUGUAGCAAUGUUGCCUUCUGAAAAUGUCCGAAUCUGGAGGACCACGUGGAGAGUAACUAUACACUCAUACCCAAAUUAUGGAGGCCCAAAGGAGUGCGUAAUGCAGCAAAAUGAGAAAAGUGUCCGGUAACACCCGAGUUGACAUUGCUCGACUUUGAAAAGAUCACAGACACGAAUUAGAAUCACGAGGCCAUUCGCCUACACUCCACAGACAGCGUCGGGUCUGUAUAGCAGAAUGGCUUCCAAACGUCCUUUUCCUGACAUGGACAUCUCCUGUCCCGUGUGCUGUGACAUCUUCAGGGAUCCCGUUAUUUUGUCCUGUAGCCACAGUGUGUGCUGCGCCUGUCUGCAGCGGUUCUGGGAGGGCAAAGAAUCAAAGCAGUGUCCAGUUUGCAGGAGACAAAACCAAAUGGAUCCUCUCAUUAAUCUGGCUUUGAAAAACCUGUGUGAGGCUGUUCUGCAGGAGAAAAGCAAAGAAGCCUCAGUAGAUUCUGAGGAGCUUUGUAUUCUACACAGUGAGAAGCUUAAACUCUUCUGUCUGGAGGAUAAACAGCCUGUGUGUGUGGUGUGUCAGACUUCAAAAAAACAUAAAGACCAUGACUGCUCUCUUAUAGAUGAAGCCGUACGUGACUGCAAGGAACAAGUCAUGACCACACUGAAGUCCUUACAGGAAAAGUUGAAGAUAUUUGAAGAAGUGAAGUCAACCUGUGAGAAAUCAGCAAGGCACAUAAAGGUCCAGGCCCAAGAAACAGAGGUACAAAUUAAGGAAGAGUUCAAAAAACUUCACCAGUUUCUCCGAGAUGAAGAGGCAGCCAGGAUAGCUUCCCUGAGGGAGGAAGAGGAGCAGAAACGUCAGAUGAUGAAGAAGAAGAUUGAAGAGUUGAGUGGAGAGAUAUCAUCUCUUUCAGACACCAUCAAAGCCGUGGAGGAGGAGUUAAAGGCCGAGGGCAUAACAUUUUUACAGAAUUGCAAGACGACAAUGGAAAGAGCCCAGUGCACACUGCAGGAUCCAGAGAUGGUUCCAGGAGCACUGAUCAAUGUGGCAAAGCACCUGGGCAACCUAAAGUUCAGAGUCUGGGAGAAGAUGCAGGAGAUUGUUCAGUACACUCCCGUGAUUCUGGAUCCCAACACUGCACACCAAGGACUCGAUCUGUCUGAAGAUCUCACCAGCGUGAGAUACACAUGCGAAGAUGAAAGCGAGAGCAAUGUGGCAAAUGAGAGAAUCUAUGACGUUUUUGAUGGCUACAUCGAAAACGUCGAAGAGAACGAGGAAAUCCUAGAUCUUCCCUGUAAUCCGGAGAGAUUCGAUGAAUCCCCGUGCGUUCUUGGUUCUGAGGGAUUUGAAUCAGGGACACAUUGCUGGGACGUUCGUAUUGGUGACAAUAAAAUUUGGGUGCUGGGUGUGAUGGCCGAGUCUGACCAAAGAAAAGGAAAGUUUUCGAAGAAAAAAAAAUGGAUGAUAGGGCGUCAUAAUGAUAAAUAUACAUCGUCAUCUCCCACAAGAGGGAACAUCAAACUUGAAGUGAAAGAGAAUCCCCAGGUUUUAAGAGUGCAGCUGAACUACGACAGAGGGGAACUGUCAUUCUUCAACCUCCUUAAUAACAUGCACAUACAGACUUUCAAAUCUGCUUUCACGGAGAGAAUCUUUCCAAUUUUCUCUCACAUCAGUAGAGACUGCCCUCUGGAGAUCCUACCAAUGAAAUCUACUGUGGUUGUUAGGCAGCAGAAUUAUACCUGAUGUAGGACUAACAUUGUGAUAGACGUUAUGAAACAAAUUUAUUUUGUGAAUCUGCUGAAAAUGAAUGCUAAUGACCUCAAAAUGGUCUGAAAUUCAAGUACAAAAAGGCAUCUCCGGAAACAUCACAAUGUAUGUGGAUGGAUUUGUGAAAGCACCACCUGUGCAGUGACAUGCAAACACAGUCAUUUUCCCUCUGUACAUUCCAGAGUUCCUGAGUUACCAGUGAGGAGUUUUUUUCAAUACAAAUAUGAAACCCUGUCUGUGAUUGAAUUCAUUUUUAAAUUGUGCUUUUGUUUGUUUGUUUGUUUUUGGUUAGCAUAAAU